UAUCACGCAAAGCGAAAUUAUGAUGCGAGGAUCAGAGAGGGGAUACCUGUCCCUGUCAUGAUUUAACAGCUGUCCAUUCAUUCGUACCAGCCGAAUGUCCACCGCUAUAGUCCCAACUGCGGCGUUUGUUGACGCUUUAUGAGAGGAAGCUCCAGGUUGGUGUGUUUGAACUCUAUUAAUUUGCUAUUUCUAGAGAGCUAAGCCUGUAAGCCUGCACCAAAAACAAGCUGAGUAUUGCCGGGUAAGCCUAAAUCUGCUUUAACUCUACAGUGGUCCUUUACUAUAAACAUUUCUGCUUAUAUGACCCUCUAUUCACUCACACCUGCUGUAAAUAACCCUUUUACCCUCAUUCCCAGCUUGUGUUGUUUGCAGCAUGCUAAAUUUAGCUCUAUAGCGUAUUAAACAUUUAUAAACAACACACAAAACCAAAAUAAACGCCACAUUUUAUGUACUGCUGUCACUAUAAAUUUGCAUCCACGUCUAGCUUUGUCACUGUUGUUUUUCUCUUAAGUAUUGGCUGUUUUUAUAGUGUACUUGAUGUAGGUGACAGAGGAUACGCCUAUUAGCGUCAGCAUCUCUACGGGUUACGCAGUGUUGUGAAACGGAGACAACAAGCUUUGAGCAUCUUUUGCAAUAUUUACAUUAAUAACUGUAGUAUUAUACUUGCAUUAACGUCUGUGUUGUGUCAGUGUUGUGACAGUAUGGGUCAAGAUUCAGCAUGAGGUUAGUGUCAUCUUAGCACAUGACCCUGGUUAAUGAGAACAGCCUGCUUCAGGUUUGGUUUGAAGGCACUGAUUUUGAGGCUUUUAGUCCUCGUUGUUCAAGUCAGGUUACAUGUGCACACACACACACACACACACACACACACACACACACACACACACACACACACACACACACACACACACACACACACACACACACAGAGACAGAGAGAGAGAGAGAGAGAGAGAGAAAGUAAACACUUUUACUGUUUGAAAAAAUACUCCUUUAACAUGUCAAAAACAUAUAACAUAAUGAGUGAUGUCCAUUUUUCACAUUGCCUGUUUUUAUCUGUUGUUCCCAUGCAUGCAUUGUAUACUGCAAUGAAAUAUGACCCUCAGUCUAAAGGAAAAAACGCAUUUAAUGUCAAAUAUUUGUAAAGCUAUAGAUUUACUUUCUGGGUUCAUAGCAGAAUAAGUAUCGCCUAUGAUUGUCCGCCUCAGGCCCUGAGCUCCUUCUUCUCUUGGGUUCCUCUGGACUGUUGCUGCAGACAUGAACAUCAGCUUCACUGACAUUAAUAACAUAAAACUAGAGUUGACUACUAUUAGGGCUGCUGACUGUAAUCACAUUAAAUUAAUUUAACAUAGUCCAUAAUUACUCAUAUCCUAACUCUGUAAACUGAAUUCAUUUUGUUUCACCAUUACAUGAGCUGCUGUCUCUCUCUCUCACCCUCGUUCUCUACUCUUUCUCCCUCCCUCUCCCUUACAAAUUCUCUCUCUCCUUCCCUCUGGCUUGUUCUCUUUCUCUCCCCCUGCCCUCUCGCCACUUCUCUCUCUCUCCCUCUCUCUCUCUCCCUCUCUCCCCCUAUCUCUUUCAUCAAACAAUGAGCGUGGUCUAGACCUGCUCUUGUUCUUUGAAAAACAUCUUGGGAUGAUGACUGUUGUAAAUCGGCACUAUAUAAAUAAAAUUUGAUUGAUUUGAUUGAUAAGUGUAUAAAAUGGUUUGCAUGGGACAUAGUCACAAAAACUGCCUCCUCCUCAACACCUCAAAGACAAAGGAGAUGGUCAUAGACUGUUGUAGAUCCAAACCCCCUCUUCAGCCAGUGAACACCUGUGGAGAGGACAUCGAAGUGAUGACAUCAUAUAAAUACCUAGGUCUACAUCUGGAUAAUAAGUUGGACUGGUCUAAGAAUAUAGACUACAGCUACAGAAAGGGGCAGAGCCGCCUCUUUUGCCUGAGAAGACUCCGAUCAAUAGACAUCUGUAGUAAGACGCUGCAGAUGUUUUAUCAGUCUGUGGUGGAAAGUGUUCUGUUCUACGCUGCAGUCUGCGAGGGAGGAAGCAUCAAACACAAAGAUGCAAGAUGUCUUUAAAAACUGGUGAAAAAGGCUGGCUCUGUGGUAGGAUUCAAGCUGGACUCAGUGGAGGAUGUGGUGGAGAGAUCUACACUGAGGAAGGUGGAGACUAUUCUAAAGAACAUGGAUCACCCACUUCACAACACGUUGAUGGACCAAAGGACCAAUGGUGGUGGACGGCUCCUCUCUCUUUGCUGCAGGACAGAAAGAUUCAAAAGAUCUUUUGUAACAACAGCCAUUAGACUUUAUAACUCGUAUAAAUUGUAGAUAACUUUUAGAUUGACAUGACAAAUGAGACAACAGACAAUUGAAUUUCCCUUCAGGGAUCAAUUAAGUCCUUUUUAUUCUUAUAUCAUAGUGAUGCAGCUACAAAUAAGGGCCUUGCAGUAUGAAUUUUAUGCUAACAGACUGAGAUUUCAUAGUUAAAACAGUGUCUACAUUCACCGUCACUCUUCCUCACGUUCCCCAGGUUCCACUUCAAUCAUGCCCAUCUCCUUGCUAUGGGCGGUGGAUGUAUACGGGCGGGUCUACAGCCUCUCCACAGUGGGGCAGCAAUGGGAGCAGUGUCGAGAUGCUCAGAUGGAGUUCAAGCGGGUGACGGCAGCUCGGCAGUGCUGCUGGGGUAUUGCCUGUGACAACAGCAUCUACCUGAACGUCCAUGCUUCUGACCUACCAGUCCGCUACCAGGAGGAGACCUACGAGAACCAGGUUUGUGUCUGCCCUCAUAAGUGCCUUUAUAUAGACAGGUUUUUCUCAUGGAGGAUUUAAGUUCUUUAAAUUUCCUUGAACCCCCUUUUGUUCCUACUUAAAAUAUGCCAAGUCAAAUCGAAAAAAUGGAGUUCCCCUUAAUCUUGUGUCAUGUGGAAUGACUGAAAGUGUAAGUGCAACAUCCUCAUACAGGAAAAUCCAAUUUCCUAUGUUGCAAACUUCAGUAGACUGUCAAAACAAGCCAACAAGAAGCAUGUUGAACCAAAUUUCAAGCCACUUACUGCCAGAACAUUCAAUGUGAAUCUUUAAUUCCAAUGAAAAUCAGAUUGAUGCCAUUUUGAAUAUUUUGGGCCAAGUUUGUUUUCAGUCAUGUGUGCUUGAUGUGUGUUUGAUGUGAGCAUUAUACAUGCUUUUACAUGUUCUGUCUUUUGUCAGAGGUGGAACCCCGUUGAUGGUUUCUCUGAUCGGUUGUUGCCAAGCGAUCGAUGGCAGUGGAGUGAUGUCACAGGUUUGCAACAUCAGCCUCUUGACGGCUUCCUGCUCCCCUCCAACAGCUGGGAGUGGGAGGGCGACUGGUACGUGGAUGAAAACUUUGAAGGGGAACCUACAGAGAAAGGAGUAAGUGUUCAAUGUUUGUUUGGUUUUGGUAAAUUUGUUUCUUUUUUUUCCCGUUGUAAUCAUUGAAAUACUUUUAUUUGCAGGGGUGGAGCUACGCCAUCGAUUUCCCUGCUACAUACACCAAAGACAAAAAGUGGAAUUCAUGUGUUCGUCGCAGAAGAUGGCUCAGAUACAGGAGAUACAAAGCCAUGGAUACCUGGGCUAAGGUGUGUGCUAGUCCGUAUGUGUGUGUGUGCGUUAUAAAUGUGUGUUUGGCGUUUUCAUUUUUUCACCCCCUCUCCCCUGUGUGUGCUGACAGAUCCCCUCACAGCAGACAUCCCUACCAGAUCCCUUCAGUGACAUCAGCUGUGGGGGCUGGGAGGUCAGCGAGGAGCCCAGAGGGCGGCUGUCACUGUGGGCUGUGUCCCUGCAGGGCAAGGUACAUCUCACACAGACACACUGGUCUUCAAUUUAAUAAAUGCAAUCUCAUAGAUCACAUUUAUGAAAAUUGCAGGUGAUCACAGGUAAGAAUGUAGUGGUUGAUAUUAGGUAGAAGCUGAAUACCUGUGUGGGCAUGUCUUGCAUUUUGCACCUCCAAACUUUUACUUGCUCUGCACAAAAAAAAGUUUAACCUUGUAAAGUGUAACUUUCACAUUCAGGAUCAAAAGUCCUUGAAUCUCCCAUCAACUAGGUUUUUUUUUAUUUUAGUGAUAUACUAACUGUAAACAUCCAUGCUAAGGAUUUGCAAGUGUGUCUAGUUUCUUCAUUAAACAAAAAAACUUAAUAACAAAUGUUGACUUCUUGUUCUGACUUCUCACCCAACUCUCCUCUCUUUCCAGGUGUGGUUCAGAGAGGGAAUCUACCACCACAAUCCUGAGGGUUCUUCAUGGGAGGAGGUCUCUCUCCCUGGGGAAGUGGUCCAGAUCAGCUGUGGCCCAGGGGAUCUUGUCUGGGCAGUGCUGUGGGAGGGUCAGCUCAUAGUCAGAGAAGGCAUUGGCAGAGACUGCCCUAAAGGUACAUCAGCUGAUCAAUGGUAAAAGCACCUGGUUUGACUGUAAUGUCUGUAUUGUCCUUAUUCAAGAUAUUAUUGUAUAUGCAUCUCAGGGACCUCCUGGGCCAUGGUGGACUCCCCUAGUCCAGACGUUGGAGCUACACAUGUAGCUGUGGGAGUGAACGUGGUUUGGGCUUUGACCAAGGAUAACAAAGUAAGAAAAUUCAAACAUAAACAUGGUAGGAAUCAAUUUAUUUAAAAAAUAAACAGCUGAAAACUAUUUAAAUGAAGUAAGACAUUGUUUGUUUGUUUUUUACUGUUAUACAAAAUUUUAGUCAUUACUAAUAAAACAUUGCUUUGAGUUACUGCAUCUGGUAAACCAUACAAACCUUACAAAACACUAUCUCUAUAGUGAUUAUUUUCUGUUGUUAUUUUUAUUACCCAAAUUUGCUAUUUGAAAUGGGCAUCUUUAUAUAUUAACCCAAUACUGUGUCAAAUUAACAUUGUUUUCAUCUUGGCACUCUCUGUACCUGUUUGACUAAGAACAAGAUUUCAAACACAAAAAUAGUUACACUCUUUUUUGUAUUUUUCAGUUUACCAUUAUAAAUAAAGUAAAAUCUCUAUGUAUUACACUACUUUAAGCUGUAGUGAUAGUUUGGCUUUGUCCAUUUUCAUUGAAUUUGCUGUAGACAACAAGCCGCUCUCAAAAUUCACAUUGUCAAGAAGGAGACAAGUCACUGAUGGUUAUUUGAUUUUGAAUUCUGCUUCAAAGUGUGUGAGCAGAAUUCUGUUAAAAACGUGACGUCUUUUCUCCCAUCUCUCUGGUUUUGUCAGGUAUGGUUCAGACGUGGCGUGAACUCUCACAACCCCUGCGGCUCAGGCUGGAUCAACAUGGUGGGGGAAAUGAUCAUGAUCAACGUUGGCCUCAAUGACCAGGUGAACAUCCACAUAGUCAGAAACCCAACGUAUUCAGUAACCCCUUCUCACUGGUAUAAAGCAAGUCCACAUUUUUGGUUGAUCCUUUACUGUUGGGUGCAGGUGUUUGCUAUCAACUGUGAGGAUCGGGCAGUGUUCUUCAGACAAGGUGUGACCUCCAGUGAAUUGAGUGGGAAAACCUGGAGGACCAUUAAUGUCCCCCGGGACGGGGACCGAUCACACUCAAGUGCAAGUGCAAGCAGCCUGCAGAGGUGAGAAGACUUAGAAAACACACACACAUAUAGACAUCCACAAUAGAGACAGAUUUAGUCAAAAUUUAAUAUCUUUGAGAUCAGGAAGCGAGGAGGAGAUUCGUUGUGGAUUUUUGCACGGGGUUUAUGUAUCCAAGUUUCUAAUGCAAUGACCCAAAACUAUCAGACAUUGACUGUGAUAUCGAUGAUGCAUAUCAGCUUUCUGAAGCCAGAAUACUCCCACAACAAGUGCCCGCCAAUAUUUUUAGAGCCUGAGUCUAUGCAGCUUACAGAUUGGCUGGUUCACACACAAUACUAACCCCCUGCCCUUUGGGCUAACCAAAACCUGACCCUGAUCCCCUCAUCCUGAUUCUUCACAGUGCUGGAUGUUACUUUUGCGGUGAGGUCCAGGCCCAGACAGCAGCGAGUGAUGUGGAAUCAGACACAGACAAAGUAUCCACAGAUGGAGCCAACUGCCUUGUCGCCUCCACCUCCCCAGAAUCCUUCGUCGACGCCCCCACAGACCAGCCCACAGAGACCCCCAAACCCCGCAUCCCCAAAGUCACCAGCGACAGCUUCAUCUCUGAACUGGUCUCUGACAGAGAGCCAGGAAAGUGCUCCAGAGACAAAGCUCCUGCUGUUCUGGAAGAGGAGCCCCUCACUGAAGACGGUGAAGUCAAAGCCUCCUCUGAUGGUGUUGCUGUUCCCCAAAGUCAAUCUGGGGCUCCUCUUGAUCUCCAGUGGAGUAAUGUGGACCUGGAGGAGGCACAGAGUCAGCGGGUUCAGACUGGAGCAGUACUGGAGGAGGCUGACACCUGCAGCUUGUCAUCAGUGGCCACAUACACCCUAGCCAUGGAGGACCCAUAUGGAGCAGAUGAGCACCCUCUGUGGGCGUGGGUCAGUGGAGGAGGGUGCUCUGUAGACAGCCACUCUCAGCUCAGCUGGUUCAACUGCUCCACGAAUGCUUCCUGUGAGUUCAUUAAGGAAGGUUUGAACUCCAUUUUUCAGCUUUUAACACUGAAUAAGUUCAUAAGGGAAAGAUGCUCUUUGGAGGUGAGACAGAGCUCUGCAGUCGACUCUAGCAUGACUCAAUCUUCAUCUCAUGUCAACAGGAGAACAAAAAGAGAAGAAAAGCAACCACUUUUGAUUAUUUUCUGUUUUUAGGUAGUUCAUUUUUUCCAUUUUGGUCUCCCUCAGCUUUGGUCCAGUCCGUCCACUCCAUGGGUCUGUCAGUCACCCCAGCCCAGACAGCGGCCUGGAAGAAACAAAUCUUUGAGCAACUCAACGAAAGGACCAAAAGAGAGCUGGAUAACUUCAGACAUUACGAACAAGCCAUAGAACAGGUACAAUCAGGAUACUGCACAUUUGUAAAGAUGGUCAUUCAGAAUGCUUAUUCUGUGUCUCUUUUUGUUCGUGUUGUAUGUCUGGAUACAGUCAGUGUGGGUGAAGAAGGGAACCAUGCAGUGGUGGAGGGACUGGAAGCCACACAAGUGGAUGGACGUGCAUUUUGCCCUGGAGCAGUUCUCAGGACCAGAGGGCAACAAGGACGGCAUCCUUUUUAUCUACUACAACUUCUAUGAGGAGAAGAAGGUGAGGAAUGUGCGUCCGUUUGUAAAACAGGGAUUGGAGUUUGUUAUCACAACACAGUGACAAAGUCAGGUUGUCAUAGAGCCAACAGACAAUAGAUUCAUCUAGCAGAAGAAUGAGUCAUUAACAUGAAUCAUCACUGCUGUUCCUCUCUCACUCUUACUACUGCUUUCCCUCCUUCCCUCAGUCUUUAUUUUCUUUUUUGACUAUUUGUCUUAUUUACGUCUUUGGUGUUGCCCUCUCCAGUACCUUCAUGCGUUCAUCAAUGAGGUCACCAUCCUGGUUCCUGUGCUGAACGACUACAAACACACUUUUGCCAUCUACACCCCUGAGCGGACCAAACAAAGGUGGCCAAUCAGAGUGGCUGCAGCCACGGAGCUGGAAAUGCAUGAUUGGGUAAAGAGAAAUACUCACGCAGAAAAGCAGAAUGAAGCUAUUUUUCACUCUGAUUUUGUCUGAUUUGAUAUGAAAAAACUGACUCGAGAUUCUUAUUGUCUUCUUUCAAGAUGCAUGACAUGCCCACGCACGUCUGCAUCUCCAUCUUUAACGCCUCUGUCUGCGCCCUCUAAUCAUUCUGUUUGCGUGUCUCUCUCUCUCUCUCUCUCUUUUUGAUUCACUCUGUCUGUUGUCUGUUGGUCACGAUCUCAAGCUGGCAUUGUUGAGCGUGUCGUGCUGCGACUCCAGGGGGAUCCAGGGCCCCCCCUCCAAACAGGCCAUCUGGUCCAUCACCUGUAAAGGGGACAUAUUUGUCAGCGAGCCGUCUCCCAGUCUGGAGGCGGCGCCUUACCCGACACCCUGUGACCAGAUGUAAGAAUGACCGAUGAACCUUUGACAUACAGGAAAUUACAUAAAUGUAGAUUUUCAAUCAUUGUGAAAUUUUUACUGAUGACAUUUGUAAGCUUGUUUGUUCUCUCUCCCUCAAAUCAAUAAAUGUAAAACCCCCUUUUCUUUGGUUCAGGUUCUGGCGACAAGUGGGAGGUCACCUCCGUAUGAUUGAGUGUAACAGUGUUGGCAUUGUGUGGGGUAUCGGCUACGACCACACGGCUUGGGUCUACACAGGGGGCUAUGGAGGAGGAUUCUUCCAGGGUCUGGCCAGCAGCACAGAUAACAUUUACACACAGGUGGAUGUCAAGAGUGUUUACAUCUACGAGAACCAGAGAUGGAACCCUGUCACCGGCUACACCAACAGGUAUGGUGCUUGCUCUAGGUGUUGCUGAAAUUCAAGUUACAGAGGGAAGUCUGCACUUUGCAUAUCUAUGAAAUACAUCUGGAUAGUUCAGAAAGGGUACAAGGUAGGGUAUGACCUCAAAUCAAUAUCACCAUAUAUUGAGCAGUUCACCUCGAUAACGAUAAAUGGACGAUAACUACUCCACAAGCUGCUCACACCCUCCCACAUUAACUUCGUCUACUUCAGCUGCUACUCCAGUCGCUACAACUUUUGAACCGUCCUCCAUGUCCUCACCUGUCUUUCCCUCUUUGUUACGGACUGGAUGGGGUGGAGUCCAACUUUUAUUUAGUUUUUUUUUUUUUGACACAAAUAUAUUGAUAUGGCCAAAAUAAUGUCAGUUAUUGUUGUAAAUUUUCGGUUUAUCGCCCAGCCCUAGUGCAAGGCACAGACAGAAAGUAAUGUGCAGGCUUCUGAUAGAAACUAGAGUUGAAAUAACUAUUCUCCAUCUGACCGUUUCCUCUCACUCUUUACUACAACACCACAUCAUGAAAAACAAAUGGAAACUCGCUGCUUGUAGUGGUUUGAUUUUAAGCAUAAAAUACUCCCUGGACUCAUUUUAUGUCUUUGCUUGUUUGUAUUUCAGAGGACUACCUACAGACCGUUACAUGUGGAGCGAUGCAUCAGGGCUACAUGAGUGCACAAAAACAAACACAAAACCCCCCUCUCCUCAGUGGACAUGGGUGAGCACAACUACACACACUCACACACACACACACACACACACACACACACUUUUCCAAGAUACUAAUGAGUUGAGAGUGCUCACUUCUGUUCUGCUGUUCUCAGGUGUCUGACUGGGCCAUUGACUACAGUGUCUCAGGGGGGACUGACAGAGAAGGCUGGCAAUAUGCGGCUGAUUUUCCAGCGUAGGUUUCAUUUGCCACUUUCCAAACGGUCUCAGUGUGUAGUUUGUUACCAAAUACUCUGCCUUCAGAAUAAUGACAUGUUUUUCAUCACACUCUGCAGAUCGUAUCACGGCUAUAAAACCAUGAAGGACUUUGUGCGUCGCAGGCGAUGGGCCAGGUACUAUAAAAAUUUACUACGCUGUUAGCCUGUCCAACCUAUUUGUUUGUUUAGCAGGUACAGAGUGGCCUGAAAAACGACAUUAGCAGUUUUUUGUGUGUGUGAUUGUGUGGCACAAAAGCAGAGGAUAAAAUAUAGAAGUGUAGAAAAUCAUUUUUAUGAUCAAUCAGUGUGAAGUAAUGAAAUAGCAUGUUUGUGGCAGGAUAUAUUUUUAAACAGACCUUAAAUAAGAGUUACAGAAAUUGCUGCUAUUUGGAAAAACAUAAGAAGGAGCAUCUUUACAAACAUUUAUCUUUAAAGCAUUUGGUGAGCUAUGAGAUCAUGUUACUGUAGUUUCAGCUAAAUUAGCUACAUAGAAUAACUGUUUAUUGAAAAUGAUUUUAAUCCCAAACAUACAGUCUUACAUCUCUCAUAAGACAGUGCUUUUAGGAGAUGCAGAUGAUUAAAGAAAGUCAUUCAUGUUGUGUAACUGUUUUCAUAACUUUCUUAUCGGGUGUUAUUUUUGCUUGUCAUUAUUUGAAAGAAAAAUGUGUUUGAACGUAACGCCUAUUAUCAGAGAUCAGCCAAUCAAUGCUGAAUUAUGGUUUGAGUUUUAACAUGAACAUUUUAGCUUCAUAACAACAUCAUAGCCUGUAUUAGCAUAUUCAUAUUUUAAGACCAUGGUCCCAGUCUUCUGCUACAUCCACAACACCUGAACCAUUUUACCUGCAGAGAUAAGAGUGCCUGAGCUUUCUGUCCCAUUUCCUGUACAGGAAGUGCAAACUAGCCACCACUGGACCCUGGCAAGAAAUCCCCCCGAUACCACUGAGUGAUGUAACCAUCCUGCCAUGUGCCGCUCAGAGCAGCGUGGACGUGGUUUCUCUGUGGGCGAUCAGCAACAAGGGAGACGUGCUCUGCAGACUGGGAGUCACCGCUCUGACACCUGCUGUGAGUCACGACUAGAUAUCCAGACACUCCAUGAACAGGUUAUACACUGUUUGAUGAGUCACACACGAGCAGUUAAGGCACUUUCCUUUUCUCAUGGCAUAAGUCCUGAUCACUUACACACUUUCCACCUCAGUUUUGAAAAGUUUUUCUAAGUCUUUUCUAAUCUUUAGAUUUCAUUUUUGGCAUAGUUUUGGUUCGGGGUGUCAAUGCAAAAUUGCCAGAGAUACAGUCCUCCUGACAAAUUGCUCUUAUUAGGUUUCUAAAUACAGAAAAUUCAGGGGUUCUAUCUGUAACGCCCAAACAAAAAAGACCAUAACACCCUCUCGUUGGUCUCUCAGGGAUCCUCGUGGCUCCACGUAGGAACAGACCAGCCUUUCAAGUCCAUCUCCAUUGGGGCUGCCAGCCAGGUUUGGGCCAUUGCCAGGGACGGGUCUGCCUUUUACAGAGGAUCAGUCUCUUCACAAAGCCCAGCAGGUCAGUUGGAGAAACUGUGAUAUGCCUGUUAAAAAUCCCGGAAAUAGAACUUAAGCAGUUGUCUAAGUUAAAACAAUAUUUACUCCUGAACGAACAGAUAAAAAAAGACCUUCCAUGCAGUUAACAGAUCAUGUUUACUUGGUGUUUGUCUCCCUCCGCAGGAGACAGCUGGUACCACAUCCCUUCCCCAGCCAAGCAGAAACUAAAGCAGGUCUCUGUAGGGAGAACGUCUGUCUACACAGUUGAUGAAAAUGGUAAUGCACUUGUCUAUUUACAGUGACACAUACAUGCAUUAUUAUAGGUAAAUACCAGAUAAUCAUGAGCCAGGUGUGGUCUAAUAAUGUGUCUGUCAUCCAGGUAAUCUAUGGUAUCGCCAGGGUGUGACGCCCAGCUACCCCCAAGGCUCAGCCUGGGAACACAUCUCUAAUAAUGUACGCAAGGUCUCUGCAGGACCUCUGGACCAGGUCAGUACCAAAACAUCAGGACUAAAUGGUGGGACUUGUUUGAGAUGCCACUGCUAUUUGCUAUAACGUGCCACACAAAGAGUGAGAUGGUAGACAUGGCCAUUGAAAUACCUUUUAUUAUUAUUAUUUGGUACUGAAGGUCAGACUAUUGUCUAUUUAUACAUAUAUAUAUAUAUAUAUAUAUAUAUAUUUGGAGCUCCUAACACUAGUAUGAAUUUUUUCUUGAAUGAGUCAAGUUUUCCCAAUUUAUACAUCUACACUAAAUCUGUCUAAGCCUUCUUAAAAACACAAUUUGGAAGUCAUAAACAUUAUUGCGUGGGGUUGAUUUGUGUAUUUUCUUUUUAAUUCUGGAUCAUAGGUUUGGAUCAUCGCAGACAAAGUGCAGGGCAGUCGCAGUCUGAGCUGUGGGACAGUUUGUCACAGACUCGGGGUCCAUCCAGCAGAGCCUAAAGGACAGUCAUGGGACUACGGCAUUGGGGUAUGUCACUACACAACCCAAACUUACAACAGUGUUUUCAGAAGGUUUUGGAUUUGACAAAAUUUGUUUUUUUAGUAAAAUUAAACGUGAUUUUUGGAUAAAUACUACCAUCUACUGCAUCAGAGUGAUGAUGUUAGAUUAUUGAGCUGUCAGUGGGCCAACAGGCAUAUUAUUGACCUGUCAACAAAGUGUUUUUGGCUGCUAUUUGAUUUGACAGCCUUUACCUUUAGAUACCAAAGACACGAUGAACCCCUGUCAUCAGGGUUUUUGUGCUGAAUUAAUUUUUCUGCAACAAAAACAACUAAAAAGAAAAUUAGGUAACAGUCUUUAAUUUCAAAUUUUUGUUAAAUAUUGAGUAUUGACAAAUGUAACUGUGAGGUAUUGGAUACUGGUGCAGGAGCCCUUUUGGUUUUGUGAUCACAGAAUCAUAAAAUACUUCCAUGUAACUGAAGUCUUUCUGUCUCUGAUCUUGUCUUCAGGGUGGUUGGGAUCACAUCACAGUCAGAGGGAACUCCAUGGAGCCGCCUCGUCUUCCCUCUCUCACAGACACCCUACUACAAUCCUAGGACCACUUUCCUCUCAGGACCACAGGGAUCAACACUGAUGUUGUGGUUUGUUAAAAACACAUACAUCCACGAGUGCACACCUACUGUACAAAGCAAAUCCUGAACCAUUGUACCUUUGUUAUUUUAGUUUCAUUUUGUUUUGUUUUUUUGUUUAAAGGUAAAUCUUGAUUUACAGCACAGUCGGUAGACUUCAUAUUACCAUGUGACAGAAAAAUGUGACUUUUGAACACUGAGCUCGAUGUUUAAUGCUGAGCUAAUGCUGCCUCUUUCUCCCUAAAGAGAAACUCUCGUUUUUUUUAACUUGAAUGUAUGUCAUUUCACCAACUAUUCAUCUCCUCUGUGUUUGCUGUUUUUAAAAGGGAAAUAAGUUGAUGUACUGUUAAGGUGUCAGCUCCUGAGCUUGUAAUGUAAACAAAGUGGAAAUGAGGUUUCAUUUUAGCCUGCAGGCAACAGGCUGACAAAUGUCACCCAAAGAAUAAAACCCAAUUACUCCAGAAACAAAAGAAACAAUGAAGACUGGAUCAAACAGGCAGGACAAUGUCUGAUCCAGUCCUUACUGGCUGAGCUUUUUGUUGUCUUCUCUUUUUUUCUACUUUUUUUUAGGUUCAUGAAAAGACUUUUUUCAGUACCACAAUUCAGAGAUAUUCAAUUUAGUAUAAAGCUGAGUUUUGAUGGCUGUGAGUUUUCUGUUAAUCAAAGAAAACACUUAAAAAACACACAUCAGUCUUGAUCUGUUAUAGUGUGGUACCAUUAAAGCUCCUCUGAGGUACCUCCAAUGUUGUUGGCCCCUUUAAAUAGAUUAGACUUUGCUGUUUUUGAGCUGUACACAUGACACUCGUGUUUCCAAACAACAAAAAUCUUACAAGUGGACUGGUGUUUUUAAUUCCAAGCCAGCGUGUAGCAUCAAUCACAACACCUGCACUAGCUUCAUUUACCUGUGGUGGUUGCUGCUAGCUUUGAGCCAACAUCUGAGUGAUAUUUUAAAAAGAUUUUAAAGUUUAUUUUCAACAAAUAGGUAAUUAUUGUCACUCUGUUGUUUUCAUGGUGUAAGUGCAACGGUUGGUGGUGUAAAGAAAGGCCAAGUGUGGAUUACUCGUAAAAGUCUUGUGGUCAAAAUGAUCGAACUAACCUUCCUCUUUUCUCAGGAGAAUAUGUGCAUGCUGUCUACUUCCUUUGUACUGAUGUCAAGCAGUCAACAGAAAAGGCUAAAACUGCUGUAUAUGUAAAAUAGCUGUAUAUCUGUAAAAUAUGAGUUUGAAAUAGUGAGUAUAAUGGUCAUAUAUAAAUGUAGGGUUGUGUUUUUGACAAUGCAGCUUUCUGCUGGCUAAUAUAAAAGAGAAAACACGCUGAUGAACUGCAUCUGCCCCAGCAUUAAUUUCUAUUAACUGCCUAAACUCCCUCAUGUCAUUAUGUCAUGUUUGAAUAUGGUGCAGCUCGGAAAUGUUGGAAGCGUUCAGGAGUGCGGCUGUAUUAUCUGUGAAUAACAUCUCACUGUUCCUGUAACACAAAUGUUCUUUUAACACUAUGGAGUACAUUUCUCACACUUUGCAUGGUCAAAAUAAAACUCCUUGUCAAUAAAUAAAUGUGUUUAUUGAUACCUCUCCUCAUCUUUUUCACUAUAAUGUCCCACCUCAAGACACACAGAAACACAAAAGUCAAAUAACAAACACUCAUCGUCCUUGCCUUCCAGCUACAGAUGCGCAACCUGUAAAAAGACAAGUAAAUGUGUACUGAAAUUUUUUUUUGAAAAGAGCAAACAAAAUGCUAGCCUUAAAAUUUCAAUACUUAGUCUUUCAGCUUGUCUUUCCUCUCUUCAUGAUUGUGACAGUUAUGACCAGAGGCUACACUUGGCAGGUUUCUCAAUAGCAAACACAAAAAGAUCAUGAGAUAACACGAAGGAGAACAACUUUCCUGCACCACUCAAGCCUGUAGAAAAAAAAGGAGAUAAGAGACAGAAUGACCCUUCCUCAAAAAAAGUACAAUAAUAAAUGAGUCUUUCUCCACCUCAUGAUAAAUCCAUGUGGUUUUCGCUGUCCAGUUUUCAGUCUUUGGGACCUCAAACUCCAUAUUUUGCAUGUUACAGUUUGACAACCCCCUGCUAUGGUCAGUCAUCUCUAACCAUCCAGUUCAUACAGAGGACUCCACCUUGUCUUCUUGUAGAAAACUGGAAUUUAUUUGGACCCUAGAAGUUUACCCACACCUCAGUCUGACUUGAAAACAGCUUCCAUCCUGGGGCUCCUCUGGUCUCAAGGCCAGACUCAGCCACUGUUAGCUUUGUUGACUUAAGCUGUGCACAUGGGUGAGGUACUGGGUGAGAUCAGCCUCCCCCUCCUCCUCCAGGUGCUGCUGGUAACACUGGAGCAACUUGGCAGCACUGGCUUCUGAUGGGACCCCCCCAGCAGGCAGACAUGCCCCUGACAUAUCCAAGAUGAUGCUGGUUAAGGAUUUGAUGUAGUUCUUGGCCAGGGUCAGGGUCUCAAUCUUGGACAGCUUCUUUUCAGUCUUGACGUGUGGGAUGGCCUCUCGUAAUGCUUGGAAGGCAUUGUUGAGUUUGUGCAUGCGCUGGCGUUCCCUCUCAUUGCUCUCCAGCCGCCGGAUGCUGCGCUCCUUGUUGCUGGAGCCGUGCUGCCUACGCCUCCGACCUCCCCCUGCACCUCCUUGACGCUUCCCAUCUCCACUUCUCAAGGAUCCUCUCCAGGAGCCUCUGAUCCGGACAGAGGCCUCAGAGCCCUCCUGCUCACUUGAACCUGGUUCACUGGUGUCUGGUUCCAGCUCUGGAUCUGGGUCAGACCAGGUCCUCCUGGGUGGUUUGGAAACCUUUCCUUUGGACUUCAUCCUGCACCCUCCUUUUUCUCUCUUUCUGUGAUACUGAAGUUCUUACAGCUCCCUCAGCCCUGGAGUAAAAACAGGGGAUUUAGGAAACAAAACAAACAGAGAUAGCUUUUUUUUCUAUCCUUUUUCUUUCUCUUUUUUUUUUAACGGAUCCUUUCCGAAAAACAACCAAUACGCCUCUAUCCAAUUCAAACAGUUUUGCAUCCUGUUGUAUCUAAUCAGGCUGGUGCAGUGUGAAAACUCCAUGAUGCUGAUGUGUUAAUCUACCCCUCUCUUAUCCCCACAGGCCUGUGAUAAUGCCCAUUUCAAGGUUACACUCACAACAACAGAGAGCCCAGCCAGCACUCUCUAUUUAUCACCUAUACUCUUAUUAAAGAUAGUUUAUCAGUAAAUUAUCCCCUUUUAAACUUAUUUAUAAAAGAACCUCAUACACACAGCUCAUCAUGUUAAAAUAUAUAAUUAGCAGUAGAUCUAAGCAAGUUUCACACUGCUGUUUUACAUAGAUAUAUACUCACAAUAAAGAUUACUCUAUUUUGCUACUUGAUGUGAGAUAACUCUCAUUUACUUGAUUUACUUACACAUAGAGAGACACAUACACACACUCUGUCAACAUAAAAGUGACAAAAACAGUGCGACAUGACACAUGAACACUCACCUUAAAAGUUUGAGUAACUUUCCUUCCUCCUGAGUUUUUACAGAAAAAUCAGCACCAUGCAGCCGGUCAUUGAAAACAGCAUCAUGCAAUAAACGCAGCAGAGCGGCUCCGUAUAGCGGACACACACUCACACACAGAGAUAACUGUCACAUGCGAGCUACCUGUUAGCUGACUGAUGUACACGUUGCUCUGCUCAGCCAAUCAGAGAGCAGGAAACACUCCCCUCCAGAUCAGCGUUCAGCCCACAUGAACCUAAAAGCUACUGCUGCUGUGGAGUGGGAGUUACCGUCCUAAAUAACAUCUGUAUUCACAAAUAAUGAGAGAAACAAUAACAUUUUAAGUAUAGAGAGUGAGUAUUAUUUAACAAUGUGCUCUCAGUGUUAAAAUAGUUCACAAUGAACGUCUUGAAGUACUUCUCCAAAAGUGAAAGCCGUUUUAAAGUUACAGGUAUGAGUAGGCCUAUCAGGAACAUCAUAGACUACACAACGUUCAAAGAUUAUUAUUGGGUGUUUACUAUAUAUACACAACGAAAAACCAAAAUGUGUUAAUGUUAGAAGUUGAGCCACUGUUGUAUCAACUUGAACUGCUGUAAUCUGUUGUAAAUAAGUGUAGAUUUAUAAAAAUUUGAAAAAUAAAAAAAGGAUAGGGGGGCUUUUGUCACUCUCAAAUAUUUCCUCUGAACUAUCAUCAAUUUGUUGUGUCAAUUUAUUUGUCAAAGUUUAAUCUGAACCACACCAUCAAGAUGUAUUUUGCACAUGAUAAAAAAAUAAACAAGUUGUUUGUUUUGGACCACUUUACUGAUUCACUCGACCACAUAGGGUGUACCUCACUUCUACUGUAUAUGAGACUGUAUAUGCCCCAUGUGAAGAGUAAAAUCGUUGACUUUUUUGUAAUAUGUAAGCUUUUCCCUCUACCAGAAGCAGCAGAAAGGCUCAGGUUUUUGCCAGUUGUGGGAGUUACAUUAUCAGAUUGACAGAGGCCGAAACCCUCAUUUAACUCAGAGCGGUUAACAUAAUUUCCAUUGAGGCUUAUCGCCCUCCACUGCUUCAUUUGAAUACAGUCCUCCAGGCUACACCUGAAUGCACUCAGUAACAACUCUCAUUCAAACACAUUGGUUACAUUAUUUACUUUUUACCAGACAGUUUUUUUUUUUAACUUUGUAUUGUUGUUUCUCAUUUACUGACAGUUGUACAAGAUAACAAACAAGGCAGAUCAAGACUUAAUGAGCAAACUGACCCUUUUCUCACUUGUGCGUGUGAUUUGCAGUAAUUCCACCUUGUCUGUUCGACCUGGGGCUUAGAGCACACUGUUGGCAGUUGAGAUUAUUGCCCUUUCCUGCUGUGACAGACAAUGAAGUAGACGUAAGGUGGUGUCAGGACACUGAGACGUAGGCCUGUUUAGGUUCAAUUGUGUGUCACAGUGUGGCUUAUACAGUGAAAAUCAGCACAUACCAAAGUCUUGUAGCUUUUCUUAAAUCUCCAUGUUUUUUCUUUUUUUUAAUGGAUGGGUGUUCCUCUCAGUUACAGUCAUUACUAGCCAAUCAGAGCAACAGAUUAUAUGUUGUAAGCUAUGUACAGAGAGCUGAAUAAGUUGCUGCUUACUUCAGUCGUCAGCAUAGAUGUGUACAACUACACUGGUGUUUCACAUCAUUUGUAGGUGACAUGAACCUUGUCAAUAACAAUUCAGACUAGUUUUUACAAUAUACGUCUGAAAAGGGCAUAUUUCACCAGUUCAGACCACUGCUGUAGCCGCACCCAUGCUAAUCUCCUCAAAGGCCGCCAUAGGCUUACAGUGACUUAUUGUAGUCACAAUUUUACAUGCCCAUACCUCUUACUUCCUCUCACUCAAAUUACAAAAAGAUCAGAGCAACUGUAUCAACUCAAAACUCUUUGAGAUGGAUCUGCCAGUAAUUUAGCCAAUUUAGCUAAAUUUAGCUCUUGGCGCUAACAGCUGCAGUAUAGGUCAUAGAUCCCACCUCCGCCAGCAAAGUUUAUGGGGCUGUGGACAAACUUUAGAAAUUUAUUACACAGAAGAUAAUUUUUUUUUCUCCCCUGCUUGCGAUGUUGACAUGUUAUGUUACAUGUUAUUGUAAGACUGGUUCGUGCUCAAGUCUUCUUUUUUCUGUACAGCUCAGUUUUUAAAAGUUAUCUGAGGGUUCAUGUUUUCUAUGAUUGACACCUGAUACAGCCAAUGGGUGUACAAGGAUUGUGUCGCUCACCCAGGUGAUACGCUGUUUGAGCCGAGCAUCAUCACAGCGAGUCUCUGUGACUCUCC
Molecule: messenger RNA, 18026 nt
Organism: Xyrichtys novacula (pearly razorfish)
Lineage: Eukaryota; Metazoa; Chordata; Actinopteri; Labriformes; Labridae
Source: the annotation of a GenBank genome assembly